AGGUGCAUCUCCCGAAGAACAACAUCGACAAUUUUUGCGAAAUGUCGCGAAAGUGACGCGAAAACUUGAUCAGAAGCUCAGUGGAUUUAAAGAGAAGAAAAAAUCGGAAUGUUUUGGAGUGUCUUUGAGUGUGUGAAGUUCGGAAAUGAUUGACAAGUGGUGAAGAAAAACCGUGGGUCAAAAGACUCAAGACAUUUAUCAGCCCUUUCGUGGAAAAACCAUGGAGUUGUUUCGGAAUUUCUGCGGUUUUCAUCUUUUGGCGUUGACUGUUUUGGCCUCCGCUGAAGAUUUUUCAACUGAAGUGAAAAGAAGAAGACCAAAGUGCCACAAGUUUGCUGAUGGCCAAGGGAACAUUUCAGACAGACUCAAUUCCACCAUGAUGUUAGAGGACCUGAGACAAUACCUGAAGCACUACUACACUGCAUAUGUAGUGACAUGGACCAAUGAACAUCUGAUGGAGUUCACAGGAAAGUGUGAAAACAGACUGGCUGCCAUUUCUGGGUUUCCAGGAUUUGGUUAUGCAGUCAUCACAGGGGACAGGGCAACUUUGUGGACCAAAAAGAUGCUGGUGCCCUUGGCAGACAGAACUGUUGAUUGCAACUGGCAAAUCCUGGAGCUGGAUUCUAAGGUGCAAUUGAGCCUUCCUCAAUAUCUUGACAAAUUUGUCAAGCGGAAAGGAGAGAGACAAAAUGUUGUUGUUGUUGACCCAACCUUGAUCUCAGCAACCACCUUCUUGGACUGGAGGAGUCAACUUGAGAAAGUCAACAUUUAUUUUGGAGGCAUGAGGGAAAACCUGGUGGACAGGGUCUGGAGAAACAGAGCCCCUUGUGCUAGGCAAAGUGUUGUGUAUCACUUGCCAACAGCCAUGACAGGCAAGCCCUGGGUAGAGAAAGUCAAAGAGCUCAGAAAGGACCUCAGAGACCAGUUGGUGGAUGGCAUCCUGGUGACAAGCCCUGAUGAAGUUGCUUGGCUGCUCAAUCUCAGAGGGAAAGACUUUUCCUACCAGGAACUUUUCAGAUCUUAUGUUUACCUGAACCAGAGCUCUGUGCACCUCUUUGCCAAUGGAUUGGAAAAAGAAGCUCACAGAGCCCUCAAGACAAGAACCUGCGACCAAGGCAAAAACUGCGUCAUUUUGCAUGAUUAUGCAAAAUUUGACACUUUUCUGAAAGAAACGGUGCCCAGAACCUCCGAAAGGAUUCUCUUGCCAAAGCAAUAUGGAACUUCCUUCGGCGUCAGCACUUAUAUUUAUGAAACUAUUGACCAGCAAAUGGGAGGAAGAUUCAAGUUCACCAAGUCCCCAAUUCAAGACAUGAAAGCUGUGAAGACGACUGUUGAAAUUCACGCCAUGAAAGAAGCAAAUUUCAAGGACUCUGUGGCUUUUGUGUCUUUCAUGGCUCAGCUCGAGCAAAAAGUGAAAAUUGGACUGAGUGUGUCAGAACAUGUUGCAAUCAAUAUGCUGGAAAAGAAGCGGGAGGACCAAAAGUGGUACGUUGGCAACAGCGUUCAUCCAAGAUCCUAUUACGGAAUCAACACAGCGGAUCCAACUUAUUCAGCUUCUCUGAAGCAAUCACUUCCCAUAGGAAACAAUUCACUUUAUGUGAUACACUCUGGAGCCCACUACAGAGGGUUCCAACCACUGACUUUUGUGCCCUUUGAGCCAUCCUUGAUUGACUGGAAAUUCCUGAGCUUUGAACAGGUGGCUUGGCUGAACAAGUACAAUGAUGACACCAGGAGGUUCAUUGGAGAUCAGUUACUGGCCAACAAGCAAACCCUGGCCCAUGAGUGGUUGGUAGAAAAAACCAAGAUGGCUUCCUCAGAGAACUGCAUUCUGGCUGCCAUUCAGUCUUCAGCAAGAAGCGGGAUGUCUCUCUCUCUCUCUCUCGCGGAUGCGAUGUCUGUGUCUGCGACGCGCGAGAAGAUGCUUGGCUCUAGCGUGGAUGGGGGAGGGUGGUGUGGGAAAAAGCGGAAGAGACGCGACGGACAGCGAGUCGUAAGGGAAUCGUGCUUUCUGACAGCGACCGGCAACCGGAUUAGUCAGCCGUGUGUCGGUCGGGUGCGAGAAAUGGCCGGGAUUCGGGAGAGGAGAGUGAGAGUGUAG
Messenger RNA from Notodromas monacha, 2098 nucleotides. Lineage: Eukaryota; Metazoa; Arthropoda; Ostracoda; Podocopida; Cyprididae. The record is from the annotation of a GenBank genome assembly.